UCAGACAGAUUCUUCUGUCCAAUCUGAGUGAACGGUGUAAGAUGGCUAAAGCUUCCCACCUAUGGUGAGAACGAAAGAGGAGGCCUCAUAUCAGGCAUUUCAACAUGGCGAUCCUAUUCUUCUUCCUUGGUCUUUUCUUCUCAAGGCUGAAUAUAUCCCGCUUCUUCAAGCUUUUAUCUUAGUUUGCAGACCUUAUAGUUAUACAUAUUUAAUGCAACAGGUAAAAGGAUGGCUUACCAAAAAGUCCAUGGAGAUCAGAAUGCACACUAUUUAGAUAGUGAAGACCUUCAAGCCACUUCCCUGGAGUUAGAAUGGGAAAUGGAGAAAGAACUGGAGGAGCUAAGCUUUGACCAUUUUACUUUGGAUGGAGCAAUCCGUCAACCAACUGAGAGUCAAAACGCUGACUUGGAAUCCAUUCAACCAUCAACAUCUCCCAAAGGAAGGUUUGAAAGACUCCAGGAAGAUCUGGAUUAUAUUUCUCACCGGACACAGCAUCCACCAAAGACCAAUUGUUGCAGCUUUUGCUGGAUAUUUAAGCUAUUUUGCAUUGCUACGAGUUUAUUUAUUUUGGGGGUUUUGAUAGGCUACUAUGGACAUGCACAAUGCCCACCUUUACCAACCUCUUCAGAAGCCGGUAAUCCUGCCAUCAUUCAGGAUAUUCUUAAAGCUAUCGAAGCAAAAGAUCUUGCACACAUUUUCAGAGACUUGAUACAGCAGAAUGGAAAAGAAGAUAGAGAUGUUGCAACAAAACUUCUGGGUCAGUGGACAUCGUUUGGUCUUGAAGAUGUCCAGCUCAUCAAUUACACUGUCUUGCUUGACCUGCCAGGCUCUUCUCCAAAUACAGUGACUCUGAAUAACACUGGGAAAUGCUAUUAUCCUAAUGGACAGCCAUGUAACAAAGAGACCCAAACUCACCACAGUCAAGACCUUUUGUACUCCUAUGCUGCUUACUCUGCCAAAGGAACUCUCACGGCUGAAGUCAUUGAUGUACAAUAUGGAAGUCCAGGAGAUUUGCUCAGGAUUAAACAGUUUACUAACGUGUCCAGCAAAAUUGCUCUUUUAAAACUUGGACAUAAGCCUUUGCUAUAUAAGCUUUCACUGCUAGAAGAGGCAGGUUUCAAAGGUGCUCUUCUUUACAUUGACCCUUGCAAUUUACCAAAGUUUCAAAACCUGAGCAAUAAAGCAUUUAUGGUGUCAUUGAACAGUGGUGGUGAUCCUUCCACACCUGGAUAUCCCAGUAUUGAUGGAAGCUAUAAACAACACCGAUCAAACCUCACUUCUCUAUUAGUGCAGACUAUUUCAGAGACGCUGGUCAGGAAGCUGUUCAUUUCCCUUGAGGAAGCUGGUGAAAAUGAAGUUUGCCAGCCACUGAGAUUGCCUUCUGCAGCAGAAAGGAAAAUUGUGACUUUGAAUAUUCAAACUCAGCCAACAUAUAAAACAAUAUCCAAUGUUGUUGGGUAUUUAAAAGGAGCUACAGUUCCUGAUAGAUACAUCAUAGUUGGCAGCCACCACAGCAGUAUGCCUGGCUACAGUAGUGAGCAGUGGGCUCAUGGCACAGCAGUAAUGACUGCACUUAUCCAAGCCUUGAUGAAGAAGGUGAAGAAAGGUUGGAGGCCGGAACGUACCAUCAUUUUCUGUUCAUGGGGUGGAACCAUGCUUGGCAAGAUUGGUUCCUACGAAUGGGCAGAGGACCUUAGGAAAGUUCUCCAGAGGAAUGCUGUGGCAUAUAUGAAUCUCCAUGAUCCAAUAAGAGGCAAAGGCAUUUUAUACUCCGUAGCAUCUCCUUCUGUUCAGCAACUAGCAACUGAAGUUACAAAGAACUACAAGUUCACCUGUCUUGGACCAGAGAAAUGCAUGGAAUCCAACGCUAGUUCAAUUCAAAUGCAAGGGGAUUCUGAUUAUUUCAUUAACCACCUUGGAGUCCCGGCUUUGCAGUUUUCAUACCAGGAUUCAGCCACGUUAGAGACACCAAGCUUUCUUUCUGAAGCUGUUUUUCCGGAGCUUUCGACAAUAUCCACAAAACUGAGUUCUUCCUUCCGCCUGCACGAAUCCAUCACUAAGUUGACAGGAGAAGCAAUUUUGCAAAUUGCUAGCAAGCCAGUUCUGCCUUUUAAUGCCCUGGAUAUUGCACUAGAAGUUCAGGAGAACCUGCAAGAUGAGCCUCAUAAUGUUGGCAAUUUGCUGAAGGUGGCCAAUGCUUUACGGGAGAGCGCAGAAUUGUUUCAAUCAGAGGAGAUGCGGCCAGCCAACGACCCCAAAGAAAGAGCACCUGCCCGUAUCAGGAUGUUGAAUGACGUACUGCAGAGUCUUGAGAAAAACUUCUUAGUUUCAGGUGUUCCACCAGGGUUUUACAGAAACAUCCUUUAUCGACUAGAUGACAGGACACACCAAUUCUCAGUACUCCUGGAGGCAGCAGAGCACUGGAAGUUACAUCAGUCAAAUGAGAGUCUACAAACUAUAUUGUCAAAAGUGUUCAACAGUUUCAAUUCAGCUCAGGUUUGUUUUAAAGCAGGACUCGAAGUCUUUGAGGCCACCUCAGUGGGAAACCAAUGACGAACUUGGCUUUUUGGCAUCUGCACACAUGCCACUAAGAACCUUGUUUACAUUUUCCAGAAGACAAUUUGGGAUCAGACUUGAAAUGAUAUAGGGUUGAAAUCUUUCUUUGGUUUUCUCAACUUUAAAGAAGGAAUCCUUGUUCAAGGUAGUCCCAAAGGCGUGUUUUUUUUCCAAGAGGCAACUGGACUUUCUGGUUCCAGAAAGUCCAGCUGCCUCUUGAAAAAGUACCUUUGGGACAACCAUGACCUGGAUGACUCAGAAUCUCCAUAGACAAUUGUUUCAAGUACCCCUAGAUGAUGCUAAAGCAGCCUUUUGCACUGUUGAGAAUUCAUUGCAUAUUUCUAUUUUUGGAAUAUGUGCGUAUGGGUAACUGUAUGUGUGUUGAUAGAUCAAGAGUCAAUGGAGGAAGAUUUGAAAUUGGAUAACUAGAAAACAAUCCCACACAGUUGAUCCAAGCGGGAAGAAGAAAUUAAGGCACUUUUAUCUUUCCAGUAAUAACCUACUGAAUUUCUAAUUGCACACAGAAAAGGCAUGAAAUAAUCCUUGCCAUUUCCAUGCACUUCCUAUAUGGAAUACCUGAGUUUCCAGGUAUCCCUUAUUUGCAAUCAUUGGUCACAUGUGGCUACUAGGUUUUUAAAUAUAAGGCCAACAUGCCAAGUGCAUUGACUAACAUUUGCCUAAGGUUGCCAUUCGGUAGCAAAAACCAUUUGUGAAACAUUCAUUGAAAAAUAUCUUACUCUGUGGCACUGGAUAUUUCUGUUCAACAAUAGCCAAAACAUCCCACCCAUUUGUGAACAGGAGCAAUGAAAUCUGAUAAUAUGUGGUUGGUCAUGGAUGUUUUCAAAUUUCAUAGAACACCUGAUUUACCAACCCCUGAUUGUUGACUUGCAAGUGAAUUUUAAUUGAAGACUCAAGGUUGAACAGAAUGAACAAUGAAAUGUCAGUGGUGUUAUCCUACUGGAAACAAAACAAAUUAAUAUUUUCUUAUUAUUUAUGCACAAUGGUCAUAGUAUCAUAUACAGGUCUGAAAGAAAAUUAGAGACCAGCCAUUGUGAAAGAGGCAAUAAUCCCUAACCUCACCCAAAUAGAACCAUGUCUGGUGCUCAACUUUUUCUUCACCAUGUACUCCCUUUAAAUACCUCUUGUGGCCAUGGAUUAUGGCCAGGGACCACCAAGACUUAAUUCAAGAUUUAAGGAAGUAUAGUUACCAAACUUCUGUGAUGACAUCUCUGUCGGGGUUCCAAGUAACACCCCUAACAAAAGAAGACUCUGAGGCUUGAGUUUCCUUACAAUUCCUUUUUAUUGAAGAUGUCAUAUUAGCACAUCUGGGAAAACCCAAAUCUGAAAGUUUCCAGGUUUUCCCCACCCAAGUGAAAGUUCAAAGUCCCUUCCCAGCAGCUACAUGUCCAUCACAUGGUCCAAUCAUCCACCGUCCAAACUGGAGACACCUCCCAGUCAUCCAACUCCAGGUGUUAGGGUAAGGCGUCCUUAACUCUCUGAGAAAGGAAUGUUUUGGGGUUUUUUUGCAUUUAUAUCCCGCCUUUCUCCGAAGACUCAGCGUGGCUUACACUAUGUUAGCAAUAGUCUUCAUCGUAUUUGUAUAUUUAUAUACAAAGUCAACUUAUUGCCCCCAACAAUCUGGGUCCUCAUUUUACCUACCUUAUAAAGGAUGGAAGGCUGAGUCAAUCCUGGGCCUGGCGGGACUAGAACCUGCAGUAAUUGCAGGCAGCUGUAUUAAUAACAGACUGUCUUACCAGUCUGAGCCACAGAGGCCCAGUAGUAUGUAGUAUUUUGACUACAUAUCACCCAUACUCUAUGCAAUCCCACCUCACAAUUUCCCACAGAGAAAAUGUGGCAGGCCUGAAGGCCCAAAUGUAAAAGAUGGUUUCCAGGCCUGAUAAUCUCAGCCUCCCCAGGGUUCCACAGACCACAGGUUAAGAACCACAGCCCUAUGAGAUAGAUAAAAUCUAUAGAUUCAUAGAUUUAUAGAAAACUAUAGAUGAAAAAUAAAUUGCAUAGAUCAGGAAACUGAAAUCAAAAUGUGUCUUGAUAGCAUUUUGCUGAAAAUCUCCAAGGAAAAAAAGUUAGGAAUGAGUCAAAGAAAGGUAUUUAAAUACUAAAACAGAUGCAACUGAAAAUAUAGUAUCCUUCCUAUGCUGUUUUUUUUAACUAGAACCAAUAGACAUUAAGACACAUGCUUUCCCAUCAAAACAAUAGCUUUCACUAUGCAUAACCUGAAAGCAAAACCUUUCUUUAUUGUGUGACAGAUGAUAUUGCAUUCCAAUGCCUUUAUUAAUUCAGAGGGAAGCAUUAAGUUUAUACAGCUAUCUGGAUUUGAAAGGGAAAUGUUCUUCUUUUCCUUCUUCAGACUCAGAAAAUACGAGUUUAAGUUACAUUAAGUUUAAUGAAAGAUUGCAUGAACCCAUAGCACAGUGUUCAGUCACAUGUCGGCGAUCCCUAGAAAUCAUCACUUAACUUGCCUGAACUAUACAUGUGAUUCACAUUGAUGGGGAAACAGGUAGCAGAAGAGAUAAAUGUGACAGCUUGCGUGAGACAGAGAAAGAGAGAGGGAGGGGAAGGAAUCACCCAGCAACACAUCCUCAUUCUUUGUAAUAUAAUUUAAAGGAAAAUCUCUUUUGUUUCAUUUUCGGUGAGGUAGGAUCCUUCAGAAUUCCGACUAGGAAGCUCAAUUUAAAUAUAAAUGAAAUGAAGUUAAACUUAUUUUUUUCAUCCUGCUCUUCCCCAUGCUACAUGCGGUAUCCAUCAAAUGGUGCACUUAACUCAGAAAAGAAUUGCGUAGCUUUCCCUUUGCUUUUGAGCACAAUUCAUCACCGUGGGCAUUCAGAAGCAAAUUUCCAUUGAUUUCAAAGAUAUUUUCAGCUAAGUAAGCAUCCUCGAGUUUGUAUGCUUUAAAUGAAAUCUCUUCUGAGGCUAUUGGGGUGCCAUCAAUACAGCAGGAUGCAACUAAAUCAUAUUAGGCAUCGUCAUUUGAUUUCGUUUUGGUAUUGGCUCAAAUAUAGAUUCAAAUUUCUCUUAAAAUAAUACCAUAUUUUUCGGAGUAUAGGAUGCACCGGAGUAUAAGACGCACCUUAGUUUUUGGGGAGGAAAAUAAGAAAAAAAGCUGAUUGGCAGGUGGAUCAGCCUCCCAGAAUACCCAUAAUCAGCUGUUCCCAGAGGUGAAUUUUAGCAACAGGUUCCUUGGUUGUGAGUUCUGUGCCUUGCUUUUUUUGCUUUUUUUCCUGCCUCUGAAACAGCUUCAGAAAAAAAGCCUCUGAAGCUCUGUUUGGGGGCUUCUUUUUUGAACCUCUCUUGGGAGGCUUUUUUUCUGAAGCACUGUUUGGGGGC
Ahaetulla prasina is the source of this 5901-nucleotide messenger RNA. It is a transcript of the gene NAALADL2, whose product is annotated as N-acetylated alpha-linked acidic dipeptidase like 2. The coding region runs from base 229 to 2553 and encodes 774 amino acids. The record is from RefSeq and is a predicted model, not a curated record. Lineage: Eukaryota; Metazoa; Chordata; Lepidosauria; Squamata; Colubridae. The transcript has 14 exons.